Messenger RNA from Nicrophorus vespilloides, 2113 nucleotides. RefSeq lists its product as uncharacterized. The coding region runs from base 1060 to 2004 and encodes 314 amino acids. NCBI's taxonomy places the organism in Eukaryota, Metazoa, Arthropoda, Insecta, Coleoptera, Silphidae. The record is from RefSeq and is a predicted model, not a curated record. The transcript has 7 exons.
CAAACAGACUUAUCGUAUAUGAUUUAACGAUAGAAAAUUGUUAUUAAAUCAAGUGGUUAUAGUAUGUAAGUAACGCACCAUGUCGAACAUAAUAACAAUAACGAAUGAUAAUGAAACAUAUAAGAUUAUAACAAAGUUUGCUGAGGAUGAUUCUUUUGAGGUUACUGUUUUAAAUGAAAGAAACUCUUAUUUCAGUAAGGUAUUAAAAGCAGAUAUUGAAAAAUUCUCUACAAAGUUUGAAAUUAACUUUGAAGACUACUUUGAUUCCCUGAGAAUGUAUUUUUCAAUUGUUCAUCCUCACAUUGCAAUUAAUAUUGUGAACAAUGAGCUGGUUGUUUAUAAGAAUAUGAAGGUGAAGUAUUUCUACACUCCUGUGCAGAAGACUGAUUAUGAUUUGACCAUUGAAAACAUCAUAGAAACAUUAGCACUGGAAGGCUUAGAAUUGGAAAAUUCUUGCGCAAAUUUAGAGAAAGCAAUCAACCAAAACCAAACUGAUGCGGAAUAUUAUGAUGCAAAACUUCAAGAUUUAGUUAACGAUUUUGAGACAUAUAAAGUAGACUACAACUCAAGUUUUUGUAAGGUACUAAAUUCGAAAAAACGUCGAAUUCAAUUCUUAAUGGAUACAUUAGAAGGGAAAGAUACUGACAACAAGGAGGCAAAUCCUGAAAGAAUUGAUAACAUGCUUUCAGAUUCAGAUGAUGAACAUGAGAAUAAAGUUGUGAAAUCUGGUAUCAAUCAGUUAGGGAAUGGAGAAUCUAACAAUUCCAUUCAUAUUGAUAAUGGAACAGAUUCAAAUAAAAUGGAUGUAGAGGAUGAUGAAUUAACUGAUGAAGAACAUUCUGUCAUUUCAGAAUGCAAAAAAUAUGAAAUGUAAUUUGUAGAUGGUGAGAUUCUAAAUGAUUCUCCACAAAAUUAAGCUAUUAUCUAAAAUUAAGAUCAAGUGUAACAUUUUACUAAUUAUUAUUGGGGCUGUAAAAGUUUUAUAAAAGAAUAUCGCAAUCAAACAUUUAACAAAUGGAUAUGCAACCAAUUUUUAUUUUGUGUAUAUAAAUUGCCUUGAUGUUUUAUAUUAAUCAAAACAAGCAGACAGAAAUGGCGAAAAUUAUUACAUUAACACAAGACAACAAAUCUUAUAAAAUUGUGACAACGUUUUUGGAUGGAACAAUUGAAAUUACAAUUUUACAACAGGGCCUAGCAUAUACUGCAAAGGUAUCCGAGGAGCAUAUAAAUCAUUGGGCAACAUCAAUGGGUUUUAGUGAUGAGGAAUAUUUCAUAUCUCUGAAGAAAUAUUUUACCAAUACAAAUUCAGAUGUUUCAAUAAAUAUAACUGAGAGUGAAUUCAAUAUCUACAAAUCAAAAUACGAUAAAUACUUCAGUGUCCCAUUAAUUGAGACUGAUUAUAAAUCAACUAUUGACAAAUUGAUUGAUUCUAUAUCAAUGAAAAAUAUUGAACUAAAAACAUUAUAUGAGGGUUUGAUAAAUAAACAAAAUGAUUCAAGUGCAGCCACAGCCCAGAAAGCAAAAGCUCUUAUGGAUUUUGCGCAAAAAAGUAGAGAUUAUAAAGAAAACACAAACUCGACUUUCUUAAAAUUGCUUAACUCGAAGAAACAACGAAUUCAAUUUUUAAUGGAUAUUAUAAAUGGGGAUAAUAUCAAAAUUAACACGAAGAGAGCUAAAAUGCUCAGGACUUCAGAGAAGAUCGCAUCUGCUGAUAACGUUUGCAUUAAUGACGAUAAUGAUGACAGCGAGAAGAUCGCUGAGGAAACGCAAGAUCAAGACAUGAAUAACGAUGAUGAUGUAUUCGCCCUUCUUGAUGAAAAUGAAUGCGAGAUGCAAUCAGUACCAUUUAGAAAACCUCAAGCUGUAGCCAGUUCUUCUAUUAUUGUCACUGAAACAACGGACAGAGUGGUAGAACCAAAUGAUGAAAAUAUUAUGGACACAGCAUCAGAGAGCACACAGGAUUUGAUAUGCUCUACUCAAGAUUUAUUGCAAAGAAUUAACUAAUGUAAAUAUUAUAAAUAUAUUUAUAGGUUGAAUACUAUUAAAAAAUCCUAUUUAUUCCUCACAAUUAUGACAAGUAUUUGGCCGACCACAACAUUUUUAAAUAUAUUCA